Messenger RNA from Boeremia exigua, 420 nucleotides. RefSeq lists its product as uncharacterized. The annotation marks the transcript as partial. NCBI's taxonomy places the organism in Eukaryota, Fungi, Ascomycota, Dothideomycetes, Pleosporales, Didymellaceae. The record is from RefSeq and is a predicted model, not a curated record. The transcript has a single exon.
AUGUUUUCAGUCUUCAAAGGUAAGACGGGUUUCGAGUCCAAGCGCCAUCAAAAGUCUAAAACGGACUUCCCGGUAACUGUAGAGCAGCGACCGGGGCACUCACAGCCAGCAGACAAAGCUCGAACACCUUCAACCAUACCUCAUAGUGAUGGCGUUGAUCACGACCGUCUCUGUUUGAUUGACACUCAUGUUGAUGGAUUGUGGUUGUGUUGCUGUGGAGCUGAGAACGAGCUCGUUCACUGGACUGGACUUCACCCUUUCAAGUACUUGAAGUGUGAAAAGUGCGGUCAUGUGUUGUGCGGCAACUGUGAGACUACUCACAUUCUGACUCUGUGGGAACAGGAUCCGCGUGUGGUUGUACACGGGAGUGAGUUGAGGAUGGCUCAGGUCUGUCCUUCCUGUGGCCUCUCUCAUCGAGCC